AAUGUUUUCGAAUCCAAAAUUCAAACAUGAAAGUUGAUGAAAGGGUGAUUUUAUAAUAAUUCUAGAUUAAUACAGUAGGAAAAAUGUAGUGUGUUUUAAUGUGUAAAAGGGGAUGUAAUAUCAACAUUACGAUACAAAACAGACAUAAUCCGAAUACCAGAAGGCCACUGCUGGAUCGAGGGCGACCACACUGGUCAUUCUAUGGACUCUAACAACUUCGGUCCCGUAUCCGUAGGCCUUGUGACUGCCAAAGCGACUUGCAUAGUGUGGCCCCCUUCCAGGUGGCAGCUCAUUUACUCAUCUGUACCUGAAUCUCGAAGACCUCUUAAUCUGAAACCUAGUUUGAAGUCCGGAAGCCUAGUGGAAAUUGCGAAGUGUUAAUACGAUGAGAGCUAUAUCAUUAGUAAACAGAUUCGAGUUUGAGUUUCCCGGGAACGUGGCUAGGAAUGCUAUUAUAUUAGGAGAUGUGGAUAACGAUGGCUGUAAUGAGUUAAUUGUGGGGAAUCAAAAUGGAGAAGUGGCGAUAUUCAAAGGCAGGGAAAGACACCAAUCCAUUCCAAAACUGAACUUCAUCGGCUGCAUGGCUGUAGGAGAUAUUACAAACCAGAAUAAGAAUGUACUGAUAGUGAUCACUGCCGAUGGUUGGUGUUACCUCUAUAUCAACCCAGUACCACUUGUAGAAGACUCAUUUCAAAAGGAAAAAGAUGAGGGCGUAGAAGAGGUUGAUGGUCAGUCUCACUCUGUGACAGGAAAUAUAGAAGUUACACCACCUGCAGAUGUUCCUAGUACCUCUAAAGUUAAGACAGAGAAAAAGGAAAAAAUCCAGUUGGUUUGUUUUCAUGUGCAAAGGAUUCCUGCAAACACUAAGGAUAUUAUAAUAGGCGAUAUUGACGGUGAUGGCAACUUUGAAAUGGUUUUGGGGCUAACAGAUCGAGUGGUUAGGUCUUACAAAUGGAUGAGCAAUCCAAAUCGCUCAACGCUGGAUAUUUCUGAUGUCAGCAAUCAAUUCGAGCCCUCAGAUAAAAUACUAGGAAAAUUCGUGGCACUGAACAAAUGGGAAUGUGCCAACCAAAUAGGCUCCAUAACAUUGCACCAUUCAGCAGACGGUAAACCUUCAAUACUAAUCGCUCAACCUGGAGGAACCUUCAUGAGGAUCAAGUGCCAAAGUGAUGAUCUAAUCGGUGAGGAGUGCAUUGAAAGCUCUGUACAUAGCAAUUCAGGCAGCUCACUUGGUGAAAAUAUAACCAGUUCCAUAGACUACCAGUUCCUAGGAAUAUCUCGUAUGAGGAACCAAAACAUCUCGACUGAAAUCUUGGGAGAUCUGAGGUACUCACAGUACGAUAGUGGUGUUAGUAUCGACAAAAGUUCUUGUUCAUCUCAGAAGGAGCCUUCCAGUGCCCCUACAAAAGGCAAACCAUAUGCUUUAGCCACUCUAGAUGGAACUAUCAUGCUGGUACAAGAUGAAGUAAUACUAUGGGCAAUUGCUGUGGACCACCAAAUUUUCGCCCUCACGAAACUGGACGUUACGGGCACGGGUUCGGACGAUAUCGUCGCGUGUUCGUGGGACGGAGAGACCUACAUUCUAGACCAAGAUAAGAACUCCGUUAGGUUCCAUUUGGACGAACCGGUACAAGCGUUUCAGAGCGGCUAUUAUAACAUCCAGCCAGACGUGCCCGAUGUGACUUGCCUGGUCUACGUUACGUUUAAGAACAGCAUUAUAGUCUACUAUGAUCUUCCUCUCAAGGAGCUAAUUUGUAAAAAAUUCGAACCGGACGUGGUAAAACUCAGUGAAUUGUUUAUCGGUGACGGUAGAGAGCCUGAGGAAGCCUUAGAGUACGUCAAAAACAUGGACAGAAAGACAAGGAGGGACUUGGUCGAAUAUUUAAUGUACAAUAACUAGGAUUUUUGUUGAUUUUUUUGUUAUAAAUAAAUUUUAGAUAUGUUUAAA
Molecule: messenger RNA, 1948 nt
Organism: Diabrotica virgifera virgifera (western corn rootworm)
Lineage: Eukaryota; Metazoa; Arthropoda; Insecta; Coleoptera; Chrysomelidae
Product: KICSTOR complex protein ITFG2-like
Exons: 9
Coding region: 386-1900 (504 amino acids)
Biological process (GO): regulation of TOR signaling
Cellular component (GO): KICSTOR complex
Source: RefSeq, a predicted model, not a curated record